AUAUUGACUAAUGAUAAUUCAAUAUAAAGAGAAAUUGAAUAACAUUAACAACAGGAGCUUAGCCUAAUUACUAGUAAUUACUAAUAUUGGUCAAUCCUGGAGGUUCAAUACAUUCUGACUUAUGAUUCAGUACCAGAGUAAUUGAACACAAAACGAGAAUCAGAUCGUAUGAUAAUUCGGUACAAAAUGUAAUUGAACAAGAACGCAAACCAGAUUCGAUUCGACUUCAGCAUUGCUGAACUGUGUAGGCUUGCUGAUAGCUACGUGAUCCAAUAUUGUAUGUAUCCUCAUAUUAUUGUAUUAUACUCAAUACUAAUAUAGCGGUCAUAUUUCGGUCCAGAAAUCAGCUGAUGGCUUAUGCAAGUUACCUCGCCUUAUUCAACUCAUUCUCAGCCGACGUUUAUAGUGGAAGGUAGUGUUAUUCCCAUAGCGCUUCUUGGCCCUGAUUGGCUACCUAUGACUGACAUAAGUCGUGACGCAUCAAAUGCAGACUUGGUGAGAGUUCCUCAGAAAGUGUAGAAGUACUUGAUCAUCAAGAUUGAAGUGUAUUUCUUGGUCUUGUUGGAAACGCAUUAGGAUCGCUGUCCAUUUUAUUUUUAUAGUACAAUUCCAAACAGAGGAAAAUUUCAUAAGAUCCUAACUAGGACUGAAUGAAAAUGGAAGCUGAAAAAUCGUCACCAUUGCUGUUUAUCAAAGAAGAGAAGGAAAAUUCGGAGGAGGAUCUUACUGAAAACACCGGUGAAGGCUCUUCAUUUGCAGACCCCUUAGCAGUCAAAGAAGAACCAGAAUUUUUUAUACCAUGGUGAAUUUGAUGUGAACUGUUCCUUCCAUUCUAUUAAGUUGGAAGAGGACAGCUCUCCAAGCUGUGAUGAUGAAAGCUGAAAGAUCUGUAUUGCAGAAGAAAUUAGGCCUUUGGGUAAAAGAGAUGCAUCAUCAAAGAAAAGCAAUAUUGCAAGAAAGCAAAUAACUUGUGCUGAAUGCCAAAGGACAUUUUCACAGAUGUGCAGGCUGAAAUCCCACAUGAGAAUUCAUACAGGAGAUAAACCUUAUACUUGCUCUAUAUGUCAAAGAAGUUUUUCUCAACAAAGUCAUCUCAAAAGACACUUGAGAACUCAUACAGGAGAGAAACCAUAUACUUGCUCUAUAUGUCAAAAAAGUUUUUCUGAUUCAAGUACUCUCGCAAAACACAUGAGAACUCAUAUGGGAGAGAAACCAUAUACUUGCUCUAUAUGUCAAAAAAGAUUUUUUGAAUCAAGUUACCUCAGAAAACACAUGAGAACUCAUACUGGAGAGAAACCAUAUUCUUGCUCUAUAUGUCAAAAAAGUUUCUCUGAUUCAGGUGAUCUCACAAAACACAUGAGAACUCAUACUGGAGAGAAACCAUACACUUGCUCUAUAUGUCAAAAAAGUUUUUUUGAAUCAAGUUAUCUCACAAAACACAUGAGAACUCAUACUGGAGAGAAACCAUAUUCUUGCUCUAUAUGUCAAAGAGGUUUUUCUUGUCUAAGCCAUCUCAAAACACACAUGAGAACUCAUACAGGAGAGAAACCAUUCACUUGCUCUGUAUGUCAAAGAAGUUUUUCUCAUCAAUGUGCUCUCACAAAACACAUGAGAACUCAUACAGGAGAGAAACCAUAUACUUGCUCUACAUGUCAAAAAAGUUUUUCUAGUCAUUGGUAUCUCAAAGAACACAUGAGAAUUCAUACAGGAGAGAAACCAUAUACUUGCUCUACAUGUCAAAAAAGUUUUUCUCAAUUAACUAUUUUAAAAAAUCACAUGAAAACUCAUACAUGAGAGAAACCAUAUACUUGCUGUGUGUAUCAAGGAAGUUUUCUGAGCCAAAUCAUCCUAAAUGACAUGAGGAUUUACAUUAGACAGAAACUGUAUACUUGAUCUCUGUCCAAGUAGUAUUUAUUACAAGCUUUUAUUUAAAUUGACUUCUGCAUCUGUCUGCCUGCCCCCAAAUCUUGUAACUCAAAUUUUGUACCUGUUCCUUCCUUUGAAUGGACUUGAAAUCUUGCAUGGUUUCUCAUUCCUAAUUCUCUUUUAUAGCUUGCUAUAAAACACAGUGGACUGACUGUAUGACUGUAUUUUGUUUUAAGCUAGCCAGUCAGACUAAUGUAAUGUAUUAUUCUGAUUAGA
Macrobrachium nipponense is the source of this 2142-nucleotide messenger RNA. RefSeq names its product zinc finger protein 436-like. The coding region runs from base 1000 to 1794 and encodes 264 amino acids. Lineage: Eukaryota; Metazoa; Arthropoda; Malacostraca; Decapoda; Palaemonidae. The record is from RefSeq and is a predicted model, not a curated record. Gene Ontology annotation, cellular component: nucleus. The transcript has 3 exons. Gene Ontology annotation, biological process: regulation of gene expression.